Messenger RNA from Asparagus officinalis (garden asparagus), 957 nucleotides. RefSeq lists its product as uncharacterized. The coding region runs from base 1 to 957 and encodes 318 amino acids. Lineage: Eukaryota; Viridiplantae; Streptophyta; Magnoliopsida; Asparagales; Asparagaceae. The record is from RefSeq and is a predicted model, not a curated record. The transcript is spliced from 6 exons.
AUGGUGGUCACUAAGUUUUACUGUUUGGGGCUUGUUCUCCUUUGCUUUGUCCUUUGUCUUAAUGGAGCCAAGGGAAUAAAGAGAGAGGAGCCCACUCAGGACGAGGCCCUUCAUGAAAAGGGGCCCGGAGUGAAGGUUCUUUUUCCAGAAAGAAAUUAUAUUGCAAAUGGUACUUCUAUUUAUAUUUCAAAUGGCACUUCUGUUAAUGGUCUUGGUGAUCGUGUUCAAUAUUUUGCAUCAUAUUUCAGUAAUGAAGGAAAAUGGGGAACCCAAGCAGCUCUCAUUGUCUAUGGUUUACCAAAUGUUCAAACUAACCAACUCUCUUCAGUAUUUGUUAGCCUUGUUACUGCAAUGAAUGAUUCAUCCAACAUUUUGAAUUCAAUAUCAGCUGGGUGGUAUUUCCGGAUCUAUACGGUGAUAACGAUACUCAUUUUUUUUACUUAUUGGACCGCUGAUGGUUUCAAGAAUACAGGCUGCUACAAUGUUCUAUGCAAAGGCUUUGUACCCUCUAGUCCUUCACAAGCUCCAGGGUUUAAGAUUUGGCCACUUUCCAAAUACAAGGGAGACCAAUAUAUUAUAAAAGUUAAAAUACACAAGGAUAACAUAAGUGGAAAUUGGUUGUUGCACGUUCAAGACUCCUUAUUAGGGUAUUGGCCAGAAACUUUAUUUACUAGUUUGUUCGAGAGUGCCCAACAAAUCGCCUGGAAUGGAAAUGUUAACUUCGCCAAAAAUCUAAAAGGUCCUCCACUGGGAAGUGGUCAUUUUCCCGAGGAAGGCGGGGGAAAAGCAGCAGCAAUUCAGGAUAUUCAAUUUGUGAAUCAACAUGGACAACCCUAUGAUUUGACACCAGAUCGAGUGAGCAGUCAUGUUGAUAAAAAAGAUUGCUACAGAGUGGGAGAGUUUUAUCGUGCCGAGAUUGGAUUCAUGUUCUAUUUGGGUGGCCCAGGAGGUUGUUAA